Messenger RNA from Penicillium egyptiacum, 1359 nucleotides. NCBI's taxonomy places the organism in Eukaryota, Fungi, Ascomycota, Eurotiomycetes, Eurotiales, Aspergillaceae. The record is from the annotation of a GenBank genome assembly.
AUGGAGCGAGAACAAGACACAGGGAUAUCCGUUCUUGUUGUUGGAGGUGGCAUUGCGGGCCUGACCUUCGCUAUUGAGGCUCAUCGGAAAGGCCACAAUGUCCGGGUAAUCGAACGACGACCCCGUGGAGAGACCUUCGGUGAAAUGAUCGUUAUCUCGACUUCAGCUCUCCAUACUCCAAAGAAAUGGCCAGGCUUCAUGGAGCGGGCGAGGCAAGAGGCAAUUACUCCAGUGCUCAAUGUGAAAAAAUUUGACGGCACCCUGAUCGGGACCUUUCCCCUUGGUGACCCGAACAACCCAUCCUUAGCGAUCUACCGAUCAAAGCUGCAUAAAGUUCUCAAUGAGUAUGGCUUGCAGCUCGGCAUACCCGUCGAAUACUCCGCGACGGCUUCGGAUUUCUUCGAGGAAGGGGACCAUGCUGGUGUGAUCCUGGAUGACGGCCGUAGGCUCACGGCAGACGUAGUGGUGGCUGCCGAUGGAGUUGGCACCAAAUCGUGGGCAUUGGUCGUCGGUAGCAAAGAUACCCCCAUUAGCUCGGGAUUCAUUAUGUAUCGAGUUACCUUCCCCGCGGCACCGGCGCUCGAGAACCCAGUCAUCGCGAAGCAGUUUGAAGGUUUUAAGGACCGUUCAUUCCUAUAUGCCGGUCCGGGGGCGCACGUGGUUACUUGCAAGUCAGGCGAUGAUAUUUGUUGGCUGCUCACUCGUAGGGAAGACGGCGGUGAUGAUAUAGAAGACUGGGCCCAGGCCACGUCGACCGAGAAGGCCCUCAAGGCCGUUGAGGGCUGGGCGCCGUUCAUGACCGAGCUUAUCAAUGCGACACCCAAUCGUACUGUGCUUGAAUGGAAGUUACUCUGGCGUAACCCUCAACCGCAGUGGGCAUCACCUGGCGGCCGCAUUGUCCAGAUAGGUGAUGCCGCACAUCCGUUUUUGCCGACCUCGGCGAGCGGCGGGACUAUGGCCAUGGAAGAUGCGUAUUCCCUAGCGGCCUGCUUACAGAUUGCGGGGAAGAACGACGUGCCUGUCGCAACGAAGGUGCAUAACCACUUGAGGUUUGAGCGAGUCUCUUGCGCCCAGAAGACGGGAUUCAAGAACCGCGAGUUGUACCACAAAACUGACUGGGAUGCCGUCGCCAAGAAUCCGGGGGUUAUGGGUAAGAUGGUCGGAAAGUGGUUGGUGCAUCACGACCCAGAGCACUACGCACAUGAAAACUACAGGAAAUGUGCAGAGCACCUCAGCGGUGCACCAUUUGAGAACACGAACGCCGUUCCUGGCUAUAGGUACAAGCCGUGGACUGUCCAGGAGCUUCUGCACGCUUCGGAGAGUGGAAAGCCUGUUCAAGAUGAAGGAGACUGGUCCUAG